Molecule: messenger RNA, 2443 nt
Organism: Cutaneotrichosporon oleaginosum
Lineage: Eukaryota; Fungi; Basidiomycota; Tremellomycetes; Trichosporonales; Trichosporonaceae
Source: RefSeq, a predicted model, not a curated record
AUGUUCAACGCCGCGGCCAUGAGACGCCUCGAAGGGCACGGCUUGCCGUGCGCUUUCCCCGACGUCUUCUCCUCCGAACCCGCGCCCGAUGAGUCGCCCACGAUCAAGCGGUAUCGCGAGCCGCGCGUCCUUGCGCCGGUGCACCGCACCCCCGCUGCCACUCAGCAUGGUACGCCGAGGCGGAGAAAGUGCUCCGUGAACAACACACCGACUGCGUCUCCGCGGACAUACAAGACACGGGGGCCACAGGGCGUCGAGCGUGCCCUCGAAGACCUGAUGCAGAAUCUCAAAGUCGCGACGGUCUCCCUGAGGCCGGAGAGGGGCAUGAGGAGAGAGCCGCCGAGCGCAUGGAGCGACAGCGAUAGAGAGCGAGAAUCCCGGCAGGCCAAGACGCCGGCGCCGCGCCGUUCCGAGUCAGUGCGACGCUUCGCCGCCUCGCUCCGCUCCAAAUCCUCGCUCUCCCUCCGCUCCAAGCGCCCAUGCACGCCCGCGAUCGGCACCGUCGCAUCAGCAAACAGCUCGACAUGGUCAUUCGCAGCCUCGCGCCCCGCCUCUCGCCCAACCACCCCUGCUGUACCGGCCGUGCCAGCCAUGCCUGCGCUGCCGAUGCUGCCAACCCCGACCAGCGCGGGACCCCGGUCAAAGAGCCUCAAGCUCCCGGGCUUUAUGCAGCGGCUGAAGCGCAGCCGCGGCCCCAUACCCGACAUGCUCAUGGGCGCGGGCCACAUUCCUCCCGCCCUGUCCAUAGGAGGGCGGGGAACGACUUCGCCACUCUUGUCCACGCACUCGCCCCCGACUUCCAAACAUGAGGGGUCGUCGCGUCCUGCCUCACCCAUGCCCAUCCCAGUCAACAAUGGGCACGGCGCGUCUUUGUCGCGCUCCCUACCCAAGGCGAAAGCGACGUGGCGCGCGAAAAGCCGCGCGGGCGUGGGCGCGGCCGUGCCGGCCGGCCAGCUCGGUCAACUGGCGCAGACGAAAACGAAAACGAAAACGUCAACACCCCCUGCCGCCACCGCCACAAGCCCUAUCGCGAACAAAGCCUCCGGCUCAUUUCCGCGACCCUCCCUCACCUCCCUCACUUCGUUGACCUCCCUCGCCGGGUCCGAUGACCGGGAUGCAACUUUUAUGACGCGGUCGGCUGAGCGCGAGGUCACCCCAACAAAGCACGAGGUCAUAACAUCGCAGACAGAGUUCUCAGUGCCAAUAACCCCCACGCAACGAACGUCGUCGCUCAGCGCUUCAGCAAGUCUCAGACGGCGGUCGCUCGCCCUUCUCCACUCGCCCAAAGUGUCAAAGUCGCCUACAUCGCCGACGUCGCCGGCGUCUCCCAGCUUCCCGAGUUUCGGCUUCAACGGCCAGCACUUCCCCAGUUUUAACCUCACAUCGCCUCUGCGGCGGAGGAGCAAACACCCCCACCUCUCCAUCGACACCCAGCCUGGCGACAUGCUGCACGCACCCGUGGCAUCGCCUCACGCCUCCCCAAUGAUGCCGUGCAACCGCCCGCUGUCCAAGGCGGAGGCAAUUCUCGGCGUCCGUCUCGACUCCAUCUCUCUCGACGGCGGCUCCUCUCCACUAAACUCAGGCUCGGACUCGUCCGACGACGAAGUCCUGUCCUUCUCCACUCCCCGCCGCGGCCGUCGUGCCCCCGCCGUCUCAGUACCCAUCAGCAUUAGCCCAGCACCCUCUCACCCCGCGUCUCCGAGCAAAUGGCUCACCUCCCCCGCCCCCCCGAAACAGCCUACCACGCCCGACCUGUCGUUCGAAUCACUUUCGGAGCUCUCCGAAACCACGCAGUUCGGCCACCCCACCACCCCGCCGAACUCGGCCCACCCCGAACUCACCUCCCGCUCCGCGCGGGCAGCCGUUAUUGCCGUCGCCAACGACCCCCUCAAGCCGCGGCGACUACUGCACCAUCUGGGGGCGCGGCGAAAGAGCCGCACACGCGAACAACGCGACCGCCUGUUGCGGGAGAAGGAGUGGGCGCCCCCCGUCCCCCCUCUCCCCACCGAGUUCGAGCCGUCCCACCUCUCGCCAGACCUCGACCUCGGCGUCCCCAUCGCCCCCCCGCACACGCUCUACGCGCCGGGGCUGAACGACGUGAUCUCGCGCAACUUCCGCCCGGCGCGCGCUCCACACACCCUCCCCCCUCCCCGGCGGCGGCCGGGGAGCACGCAGAUCGCGGCCCCCGCGCCCGUACCUAUUGCGCCCGAAGCCCGCCUGCCCCCCCACGGGCCCCGCGACGACGAGUACUGCGCCGAGCGCGAGAUCCUGCCUCUCUUCCACUCUAAUGCGAGCGUGCAUACCUUCGGCACGGGCGCGUCGCAUCGCUCGCGGCCAAGCGACGCGAGCUCAUUUUUCGAGUUCGAGUUUACGCGGAUGGACGUGGAUGCAGACACAGACGAGUAGUAAUGUAGCUAUAGCAGUAAUGCAAUGUGUAUCUGAG